UGAGAAGGGCAUCUGGCGGCCAGCGUGGAAAGCAGCACAAACACAACAGGAGCAACAGCUGAUUGGCAACGUGAAAGGACUCUUCAAAGGAGGCAAUGGCAGAGGGGAAAUAAAAAGGAAAGUGAGGAGUCCAUAUGGAAGGCAGUCAGGGCGAGGGUUGGACACGUGACCUCCGAGGCGCCACCUUCAUGAUGAUGCAACUGUCACCCCUCACAUUGGCCAUAGAUGAGACUUAGUCAGUGUAUACCUUCACUUUGUACUAAUGUUCCUUGGGAGACUGUUACGAAAGGGUACAUUCAUAGAUAUCAUGAUGACAGUCUGAUAACCUGUGUGUGUGUGUGUGUGUGUAGCUAAUAAGAUGCCCAGCCCGCCCCGUACCCAGACAGUGUGGCCGCCUGUCUGUUGCUGAGCAGUGUGAUUGCCUGGCCUUGUGUGGCACGUAGAUGAUGAAGGUAGUGGGAGUUAUUGGAGCGGGGGCGGCUGGGCUCUGUGCUGCCCACCACAUCUCUGCCACACCUGGCAUGACACCUGUUGUGUGGGAGAAGGCAGCCAAGGUGGGAGGCACCUGGGUGUACACGCCACAGGUGGGAAAGGAUGAACAUGGCCUGCCAAUCUUCUCCAGCAUGUACAAGAACCUUAAAACCAACUUGCCCAAGGAGGUGAUGCAGUUCCCCGACUUUCCCUUCCCAGAGCAGGAAGAAUCCUUCCUCCACCACACUGACGUCCUCGGUUACCUGGAGGACUAUGCCAAGCACUAUGAACUGCACCAGUACAUCAAGUUUGGGUGUAACGUGGAGGAGGUGAAACCAGUGGAACAAGACGAGGAACCCACAAGCUGGAGUGUUACUGUGAAGGACCUUGAGGACUCCACCACCACCACCACUGUCUGUGAUGCCAUCUUUGUGUGCAAUGGCCAUUACUCUGUGCCAAAGAUCCCAUCAAUAAAGGAUAUUGAAAAGUUCCAUGGACGUCAGACUCAUAGCCAUGAUUACCGGGAGCCUGAGCCUUUCAAGGGGGAGAGGGUGGUGAUGCUGGGUGCUGGACCGUCUGGCUUGGAUAUCUCACUUGAGGUGGCUGCUGUGGCCAAGGAGGUCAUCCUCUCUCAUAACCACCCCAUCCAAAUUCCUUCGGAGUUGCCAGCCAAUGUUCGACAGACGCGAGGGAUUGUGGCAGCACAUGAGAAUGGCUUCAUCUUUGGUGAUGGGUCUCGAGCCGAGGCUGAUGUCUUAAUGUACUGUACAGGGUAUGAGUAUACAUUCCCAUUCCUCUCGGAGAAGUGUGGAGUGACUGUGGAAGACAGCAUUGUCAAGCCACUGUACAAACAUAUCAUCAACGUUAACCACCCCACCAUGGCCUUCAUUGGAAUUCCCUCCCAGAUUGUCCCCUUCCCUCUCUUUGACAUCCAGGUGCAGUAUUUCAUCAAGACUGUAAAACAAGAUAUUGCUUUACCCAACAAGACAACAAUGGAGCAAAGCAUUCAAGCAGCUUUUGCUGAUCACUGGAAUAAGGGUCAAGCAACUAGGCAUUUUCACAAAUUAGGAAAGAAACAGUGGAAUUACAAUAAUGACUUGGCUGCGUUGGCCGGUAUUCCACCUCUGCCUCCGUAUAAUGAGAAUCUUUAUGAUUUUGUGUCACAACAUCGUAAAAAGGAGCUCAUGUAUUAUAAAAACAUGAGUUUCAAAAUAACUGGCCCAGAUACAUUCCAGCAUCUGAAAUGAAGAGUGUUGAAUUUAUCAUGUAAUUAAAUAGUUUUCUGAACAUUGUAACACUCGAGUCUGGUGUGGCCUUAUGACUGCUGACUUUGUUUUGUUAGCAGUUGAGUAACAAAAAGACUCUAAUCUGUGAUGAGACCUUAACCUGUUGACCCACCUGUGUGACCUCUUUGCCUUAGUGUGGGGAUCAUUGAUCAGAUUUGAGACCCAGCAAAAUUCCAAGUGGUUGCUAGCAUAGUGCAACUAGACCUAGCACUCUCAAGGGAAAUCUGACAAGUAUGUACAUUGUAAGGUCUAAGAAAGCUAAAGAUAGUCAGUCAUCACCAUCAUCAUCAUCAAAUGGGAACAUAUGCCAGGGUUAUUAGUAAAAAUGAUUAUACAUUGUAGGAUAUUUGCUCAAGGAAAUCAUAGUUAGCUUUAGUGAAGGAAGAUCGGAUAGUUUUAAAUAUAAAAGUUGGUUAAUUUAUUUGUAUUCAUGAAGUAUUAAAUAGAAGCUUUGGGAAUGGCUAGAGUAUGUUAUUAUUGCUUAGUUAUUUGUAUAUAUGUAAAUAUUGUACUAUACUUUUUACUAAUGUCAUGUGCAUAUUUCUACUAACCAAGUGCUUUCAGUAAUUCAGGAGUGGUAUUAAUCUUAUUCAUUACAGUAGAUGUCUAUCAAUAUUUCAACACCUUUUAUCAUUGAUUAGUCUACAAUCCUGCCAUCAUCUGUGAUUGAAAUACACGCUGAUGUAUUUCACAUGUCAGAUAUCUUUUUUUUAGUAAACAAAGGUGUGAAUACAGGUAGAUCACUCAGUAUGUCAAUGAAAGGCCCUAAACAAGAGAUAGUUAAUAGAAUGACAAGACAGUGCUAGUUGACUUUUUAUAAGUAAGGGCUGGUGAUUAUCACUCCAAAAUUGGCAGCUUGUCUUGUCCCGCUGGGGCCCAGAACAUAAAGGGUUUUAAGAAGCUUUUUUAGGCUAAGUGUAUGCAUCAUGUUGGUUGAAAAAAAGGGCAUCUGUUAUUUGAGCAAUUAGGUGAGAAUGUAAGAAAUAUAUAUGAUAGUUUAGCUGAUAUUAACUGUGCCUUUACUCUGAGUUCCUCUAGUCUGAGUGGCAGGGGUUCCUCUAUUAUGAGUGUUAGGUGCAUUUACAGAGUAAGAUGUAUCCUACUAUAUUUAUCUAUCUUAUACAGGUCAAAAGCAUUAUUUUUUUCUCAGUACUGUGGAAAUCUAUAGGACAAAUAAAAGGAAAUUUCUUAAAUC
Eriocheir sinensis (Chinese mitten crab) is the source of this 2952-nucleotide messenger RNA. RefSeq lists its product as uncharacterized. Gene Ontology annotation, molecular function: N,N-dimethylaniline monooxygenase activity; NADP binding; flavin adenine dinucleotide binding. The record is from RefSeq and is a predicted model, not a curated record. NCBI's taxonomy places the organism in Eukaryota, Metazoa, Arthropoda, Malacostraca, Decapoda, Varunidae. Bases 444 to 1718 code for a protein of 424 amino acids. The transcript is spliced from 9 exons.